Molecule: messenger RNA, 363 nt
Organism: Paracoccidioides brasiliensis Pb18
Exons: 2
Coding region: 1-363 (120 amino acids)
Source: RefSeq, a predicted model, not a curated record
AUGGCGAAAGACAAAAGACACCGCUUGAUAGCACGGAUUCUGCAGAUGAAAGACCUCAAAGGCGACAAUACACCAGCUGCAAAACGGAGAUCCAAACUUGCAAUUACAAUCGCAAACUUGGAAGAGAAAAUAAAAACCCAUAUGCAGAAAACGACGAAAAUGAGAGCAAACGGAACCGACUCGUCAUCGCUAAAAUGGUGGUCCUGCGGAAUGAGUUGGGAGGAAAUUGAUUCUGCCAUCCAUAGAUCGUCGAAGUUUCGCCGGGAUCUUCUCCCCCAAGAAGCCCUUGGCGUUCUUGUUGACUCAAUCAAGCUAUCCCAGGAGGUAAAAUGGGAGCUCAAGGAAGCAAAUGCACGACCAUAA